Cicer arietinum (chickpea) is the source of this 5126-nucleotide messenger RNA. RefSeq names its product tRNA(adenine(34)) deaminase, chloroplastic. The record is from RefSeq and is a predicted model, not a curated record. Gene Ontology annotation, molecular function: tRNA-specific adenosine deaminase activity. NCBI's taxonomy places the organism in Eukaryota, Viridiplantae, Streptophyta, Magnoliopsida, Fabales, Fabaceae. Gene Ontology annotation, cellular component: chloroplast. Gene Ontology annotation, biological process: tRNA wobble adenosine to inosine editing.
AACCGCUUCUGUGUCUUUUUGUUAAAAAAACAGUAUGUCUCUUUUGUAAAAAAAAAAGUUUUUUUCUGUGUGUCUCACAUGGCAACAAUUGCUGUGUGAUGUGUGUUUGGAAGAAGAAGCCAAAUCUAAUGAACUGAUAACCAUUCACGACUCAGCGCUUUCCCAAUCUCACAUCUCUCUCUCUCUCUCUCUCUCUCUCUUUCUACCCACUCCUUGCAGAGACCCAUCACGCAAAUCACAACUUACACACAACAUCUAAUUCCAUAACCCCAACAUUAUAAUUCUCAUUUUCAUCUCCAAAACCUAAUUCCUCGCACUCAUCCAUCUCGCACUCUCUCUCUUCAACUUAACACAGUUGUAAUUGAAGCAGCCUUCCUGCUCUGUCAUCACUUGGUGGGAAGGCAUAUGCAACUAUGCACAACACAUGUUUUUCCUCAACCAUAUAUGGUGUUAGCUGCAAAGAAUCAUUCCCUUUAUCUUCCAAUGGUUACUCAAACCUCUGCUAUGAAAGAUUUGACACAACCUCAUCACACUGUUUGUCAUGCCGUGCUUGUUGUGCUCUCUCCACUUACAGAGUACCCGUAAACCCUUGUCUUCUAUAUGGGUUGAGGCAGUCCACUCUCCUUCAUUUGUCAGCAUCUAGGAGGUUGAUUUUUAGAGGCGAAGACCUGUACUUUUCUCGGGUUCAUUAUGGUCUUGCCAGAGGCUGUUAUGACCUUAAGUGUUCUACCAGUGUUUGUAAUAGAAGUAGAAGGAGAACAAAGGAAACAUGUUUUUGCUCAGCCUCACAGAAAGGGAGACAAAAUUCCCCUUCAUUUGAUUCUGAUGAUUCUGAACUAGUUCUCAGUUUUCUGAGUGAGGAAGCAGAUAAAGAUGCUACAGGUAUCAAAUUGAAGGAUGUGUCUUCAUCCAAAAGAAUGGAAGCCGAGAAGAAAAGAAACAAUGUGAUUAGAGAGAGACACUUGAAUUUGAGUGAGCAAAUAAAAUCAAAGAAAAAAGGAAAUUUGAAGAAACCUGAAGCAUCCUCGAUAGACUUGAGAAGAGAGUGUGAAAAACCUGACACCCAAAGGGAAGCCUUUUCAAAAGCUGAAAACUGUAGGAAACAAAGAGAUAUGUCUAGUUGUUCAUCUUAUUACACGCCUUCGUCAGGAGAUUUUGAGAGUGACCUGGAUGUGCAGCAUAAGAUGGGUUUGGAAGAAUUUUCACUGGGAUAUGAGAAGGAUGAAGUAAACUGUAUGGAAGAAAAAGUAAAUGAAGAAUUCAAUAGACACAGAGUUGACCCAAAAAAGGCGCACGGUGUUUCAAAUAAAGAAAGAGUUGUAUAUGAUGCGGACAUUGAUUGGAACAUAAGAAAGAAGUCUGAAAAAAAGCUGACUGGGGGAACCGUUCAGGAAACAGAAUCCAUAAGAGGGCUCCAAGAUAUGAAUCCAAGACAAUCUACAAUACAUGAAUCUGGUUAUGGAAAAGUUUCUGUUUCACAGAAGCAAGUCCAUAGCGAGGAAGACAAUUCAUCUUUUGUAGAGCAUUUGGGUAAGAAAACAAAUAAGGCAUAUAUUCAAACAGGUGAAAGAAGAAAGCAUCAAUCUGCAUAUACACAAGAGUCUGGUUGUGACGAAACUGAGACAAAUUUAUUAUCAGGAAAGAAAUUUAGUACCAGGGAAGGGAACCUUGAAAUGUCAGAAACAUUGUUUAAGGAAACAAGUGACAAACAUGAAAAGUUUGUUGGUUCUACUUCUACCACUGGAAAGAAAAGUUUGCAAUCAAAGAAGACAUUUAGUAGCAAGGAAGGGAAACUUGAGAUAUCAGAAACACUUUUACAGGAAACAAGCGAUAAAAAUAAAAAAAUUAUUGGUUCUACUUCUACCACAACAAAGGAUGUAAUAGAGAGAAAUCCUCAGAAUUAUAUAGGAAAUUUAAAAAUUGAAGACACUGAAAGGACCUCUGAUACUAGGAUGGAGAACAUGGGAGAGAAAAAGAAUUCAGUAUUGAAUUCUGCCCAGGGAGUGGAUUUGCAACACCAUAAAGGAGAGAAGAUCAUUACACAUGAUAAAGACAGAAGAAGAAAAUACCAACAAUUUUCUGAAUUAUCACAAGCUCAUGGAAGUGUUGAAGAUACAUCUAUUUUGAAGAACAAGGAAGAAAUAUCAUACUUAAGCUCACAUGCAAGGGAUACAUGGCUCCAAACUGAUAGAAGGAGAACUCAGAGUGUUCAACAUAACAAAGGAUAUGAAAAUCUCAGCACUUUAUCGGAUGGCGGGGCCAGUGAUGAAAAACAAGUUUCUAGUUCUCAAAUAACUUCUGAGAAGAUGAGAUUUAUCCCAAAAAGUAAAUUGGAAUCAGCUGUUAAAACUAGAGAAAGUUCUUCCCAAACUGAAGAAAGGGUUUUUGAAUUUGCUACUGACCACCAAAGACCAAGGAAACUAUCAGUUUCUGAUGAAACUCCCUCAAGAGGGAAAUCUAGCUUCCAGGGAUCAUUAAAUUCAGUCUCUGAAGCUGGAAAACAGGUUAUAUUAGCAGAAGGUGGUAAAAAGAGUUCUGAAAUAAUGUCAAUCCCUUCUUCUUCCCAAAUGGUUAGAGCUUCAGCUCGUGUUGAACACACUGCUGGGUUUGAAAUCCCUAAUGUCUACCUUGAAACUUCAGAAAGUGGCUCUUCUGCUUUGUAUGACAAUUCAGGAAGAAGUCCCGCAAUGCUUUCAGGACCACAUUCCCAAUAUGGUAGUGAUAAGUCGUAUAGCGAUCCUUCUAUUAACAUGACUCCAGAAGAUGUGCUUGGUUCAGCUAAUCGUUUAGAGGAAUCAUCAAAACAGUUUGUUGAUGAGUUCGUGGAGAGGGUCAGGCAUGAAGUCACAACUUCAGAAAGACAAGAGAUAGAAGUUUCCAGAACAAAGUUGGCCUUUGAUGUUGAGGAUAAUCGGAUUUACAGUUCAAAGCAACAAGGCACUCAAAUUGACUCUCAGUCAAAGAAUCGUGAUUCUAGCCGUUCCACUGGGUUUCCUGGUGCCAAUGAAAUUUCUGACAAACUGUGGGAUGUAAAAGAACCAUCUGUUGAGCUUGAUCAAUUAGCUGAAAAACCAGAGAUCAACAAUGAAACUGCUAAACCAAUUGUCAAUAGAACAGGAAGGUCCCUAUGGAGUAUGAUGGCUGAUAUUGUUCGACUACGUUGGAAUUCACCACGUGCCAGUUCCUCCACUUCAGCUGGGAGAUCAGGUGAGAGAAACUCACCAAACAAAUCUGACAGUGAGACAUGGUUUUCUGGGCAGGAGCAUGAGGAAAUCGGAAAAAGUAAUGUAAUGAAAGAUACAAGUGUGUUACCACAAGCCACGACUUCUGAUAAAUCAAAACCAGCCACUCGUUAUACCCAAAGUGAGGGAGAGGUCUCUGACACUAAAAUGUUGAAGGACAAAGGAAAACUUAUUGAAUUUGGAUCAUCUUCUCCAAAUAGAUUGGAAAGUGGAUCAACAUCAACAGGCACCUCAUAUGCUCGUUAUACCCAAAGUGAGGGAGAGGUGUCUGACACUAAAAUGUUGAAGGACAAAGGAAAACUUAUUGAAGUUGGAUCAUCUUCUCCAAAUAAAUUGGAAAGUGGAUCAACAUCAAUAGGCACCACAUAUGCUGCUGGAGAGGAAUUUUCUAGUCAGACGGGAAAUGCAAAAGAUUUGAAAGUCACUACUUCUGGCUUAAAAAAGAUGGAGUCGCCAAUUCCAUUAUCUGUCAGAGGGAAACCUAUUGCAGGAGAAAUUGUAAAUAUUGGUGGAUCUGAUAUGUCCAGAACUGAACCAGUGGUGCCAGUAAAAGAACCCAUUGCUCAAGUGAAGUCUGAAAUGUCUGGCUCAGAGAUAAAGGAUGGAGAGUUGAAACAAAGGAAAUUUCAGCGGAACAAGCAGGUUUUGAGAGAUAGGUUUGAUGACUGGGAAGAAGCCUAUAAAGUUGAAUUUGAGCAGCGAAGAGUUGAUGAAAUGUUCAUGAAUGAAGCACUUUUGGAAGCCAGAAAGGCUGCUGAUACUUGGGAGGUCCCUGUUGGUGCUGUUCUUGUGCAGCAUGGAAAAAUUAUUGCAAGAGGAUGCAACUUAGUAGAAGAGUUGCGGGACUCCACAGCCCAUGCAGAGAUGAUCUGUAUACGAGAAGCUUCAAAACUUCUCCACUCAUGGAGGCUAUCUGAAACUACACUUUAUGUAACACUUGAGCCCUGUCCAAUGUGUGCUGGUGCCAUUCUUCAGGCAAGAGUAGAUACUGUUGUGUGGGGAGCUCCCAAUAAGCUUCUUGGAGCUGAUGGUAGCUGGAUUAGGCUUUUCCCUGAUGGAGGAGAAAAUGUCUCAGAGGCAAGAGAUAUACCUCCUGCUCCAGUUCACCCAUUCCACCCAAAGAUAAAAAUAAGAAGAGGAGUAUUGGCAACAGAGUGCGCGGAUGUAAUGCAGGAGUUCUUUCAGCUGAGAAGAAGGAAGAAGAAAGAAGAGCCACCAAAGGACCCCUCUUGCCUUCCUGUUACUCACCACCAUCCUUCCAAGCUACUCAAUAAGAUACACGACAUCUUCCACGUAAUGUUUUGUUUGUAAGAGAGCAUGUUCACGUCAUUUUUCCUCGUGUUUAAGUGAGCAUCUGAAUAAAAUUGUCAAACUUGAUGAAUAAUACAAUAAUUGUAUUCUCGAGUCAUUUUCAAUCACCUAUGAGCUGUUGUGGACUGUAAUGUCCACCACCGAUUGCAACUUUCUUUUCAAGUAAUAUCUGAGCCCCCCAGACACAAGAAAAGAAGACACAAACACAAAGCACAUGAGACAUCAAGCACGAGCUCCAGCACCAAUAGUUAUUUGCAAGAGUCCCUCAACACCACAAGUGAUACUAUGGAAGACGCCGACACAACACCUGCACCAGCACCUAGUCUUAAUUUGGUUGGUGCACCAUCAAACCAUCAACAAGAGAUAAAUAUAUGGGCACACCUCUUUUUCGAGUACUAGUGUAACAUCCAUAUGUUCCAUCAAAGAUUUCCAUAUUUGUGUGGAAGUUGUUUUAGAAUAGGUUGCAUAUAAAAGAUAAUUUGUUUCAGUGAAAAAUUAUUUCAAAUGAAUCACAAUAGUGUGUGGCAUGCUUGUGGUGAAAUCUAACCAAUUUGUCAAUUGGUUAAUUAGAUU